GUCCGGCCGCUGCGUGACGCGUCGUUUCCUCCCAACAUGGCGGCCAGGGCCGGCGGGCGGUGAUGGCGGCCCGUCCGCGGCUCCGGCGGGUGCCAGUCCCCACAGCAGCCAGGCCGGCCUUCCCGCCGCCGGGCCUCUGAGCCGCCUCGGCCCCGGGCCCCGGGCCCCGGACGCACGCGAGAGGCGGGGGAGCGGCGGGGACGCGGCGCCCGGGCCCGAGCCGAGCCGAGUCCCGACGGGCGCGGCCCUCGCGGGGGCCCCCUCGGCCGCGCCGGGCCCUCGCCCCGCCCGAGCCGCCCGCCCCGGCCGCCCCGGCCGCCCCGGCCCCCCGCCCCGUGCUCCGCGCCCAUGCAUGAGGGCAAGAAGACCAAGAACAUGUUCCUGACGCGCGCCCUGGAGAAGAUCCUGGCCGACAAGGAGGUGCGCAAGGCGCACCACUCCCAGCUGCGCAAAGCCUGCGAGCUGGCCCUAGAUGAAAUAAAAGCUGAAACUGAAAAGCAGAGUCCUCCCCAUGGAGAUGCUAAAGUUGGAUCAAGCACCCUUCCACCAGUGAAAUCAAAGACAAAUUUUAUUGAAGCAGACAAGUACUUCUUACCCUUUGAGUUGGCAUGCCAGUCCAGAUGUCCCCGAAUAGUUAGUACGUCUUUAGAUUGUUUGCAGAAACUUAUUGCUUAUGGGCACUUGACUGGCAGUGCUCCAGACAGUACAACACCAGGCAAAAAAUUAAUUGAUAGAAUUAUUGAAACAAUAUGUGGCUGUUUUCAAGGACCUCAAACAGAUGAAGGAGUUCAGUUACAGAUAAUAAAGGCUUUACUCACUGCAGUGACAUCGCAACACAUAGAAAUCCAUGAAGGAACUGUGCUGCAGGCUGUGAGAACAUGUUACAAUAUCUAUCUAGCAAGCAAAAAUCUCAUCAAUCAGACAACGGCCAAAGCUACUCUUACUCAGAUGCUCAAUGUUAUCUUUGCACGUAUGGAAAACCAAGCAUUGCAAGAGGCCAAACAGAUGGAGAAAGAAAGACAUCGGCAGCAUCAUCAUCUGUUACAGUCUCCAAUAAGCCAUCAUGAGCCUGAAUCACCUCAACUUAGAUAUUUGCCACCUCACACUGUUGACCAUAUAUCCCAAGAACAUGAAGGGGACCUUGACCCCCAUACAAAUGAUGUGGAUAAAAGUCUUCAGGAUGACACAGAGCCUGAAAAUGGAUCUGAUAUUUCCAGUGCAGAGAAUGAGCAGACCGAAGCUGAUCAGGCAACGGCAGCUGAAACAUUGUCUAAAAAUGAUGUAUUGUAUGACGGAGUAAAUCAUGACUGUGAAGAAAAGCCACAAGAUAUUGUACAAAGCAUUGUAGAAGAAAUGGUAAACAUCGUUGUUGGAGAUAUGGGAGAAGGAACUACUAUAAAUACAAGUACAGAUGGCAACAUUGGAACUGUGGAGGAUGGUAGUGACAGUGAGAAUAUUCAAGCAAAUGGAAUACCAGGAACACCGAUUUCUGUUGCAUAUACACCAUCCUUACCCGAUGACAGAUUGUCUGUCUCUUCCAAUGAUACUCAGGAAUCUGGAAAUUCUUCAGGACCUUCACCUGGUGCUAAGUUUUCCCACAUUUUACAAAAGGAUGCCUUUCUAGUAUUCAGGUCAUUGUGUAAACUGUCAAUGAAACCACUGUCAGAUGGACCACCAGAUCCAAAGUCUCAUGAGUUACGCUCCAAGAUUCUUUCAUUGCAGUUACUUCUGUCCAUUCUGCAGAACGCAGGACCUGUUUUUAGAACAAAUGAAAUGUUUAUUAAUGCUAUUAAGCAGUACCUUUGUGUUGCACUCUCAAAAAAUGGAGUCUCAUCUGUUCCAGAAGUUUUUGAGCUUUCUCUUUCCAUAUUUCUUACUUUGUUGUCAAACUUCAAGACACAUCUGAAGAUGCAAAUUGAGGUGUUUUUUAAAGAAAUUUUCCUCUACAUUCUGGAAACUUCGACCAGUUCAUUUGAUCACAAAUGGAUGGUUAUUCAGACACUGACGAGGAUUUGUGCAGAUGCUCAGAGUGUAGUGGAUAUUUAUGUAAACUAUGACUGUGACUUAAAUGCAGCAAAUAUAUUUGAAAGACUAGUAAACGAUCUAUCAAAAAUUGCCCAAGGAAGGGGCAGUCAAGAACUUGGUAUGAGUAAUGUUCAGGAAUUGAGCUUGAGGAAAAAAGGUUUAGAAUGUUUAGUGUCAAUUUUGAAGUGUAUGGUGGAAUGGAGUAAGGAUCAGUAUGUGAAUCCCAACUCUCAGACAACUCUUGGUCAGGAAAAACCAUCAGAACAAGAGAUGAAUGAAAUGAAACACCCUGAAACAAUAAACAGAUAUGGAAGUUUAAACUCCCUGGAGUCAACAUCAUCAUCAGGAAUCGGUAGCUAUAGCACACAAAUGUCUGGCACUGAUAAUCCAGAGCAAUUUGAAGUCCUGAAGCAACAAAAGGAAAUCAUAGAACAAGGGAUAGAUUUAUUUAAUAAGAAACCAAAGAGAGGAAUACAGUACCUCCAAGAACAGGGAAUGCUGGGCACUACACCUGAAGAUAUUGCUCAAUUCUUACAUCAAGAGGAAAGAUUAGACUCUACUCAAGUAGGUGAAUUUCUGGGAGACAAUGACAAAUUUAAUAAGGAAGUCAUGUAUGCGUAUGUGGAUCAACAUGACUUUUCAGGAAAAGACUUUGUUUCAGCCCUUCGCAUGUUUCUGGAGGGAUUCCGUCUUCCAGGAGAAGCUCAAAAAAUUGAUCGACUAAUGGAAAAAUUUGCUGCAAGAUACCUAGAAUGCAACCAAGGACAAACCCUUUUUGCUAGUGCAGACACUGCUUAUGUUUUGGCGUACUCAAUUAUCAUGUUGACCACAGACCUUCAUAGUCCACAGGUAAAAAACAAAAUGACAAAGGAACAGUACAUUAAAAUGAAUAGAGGUAUCAAUGAUAGUAAAGACCUUCCUGAAGAAUAUCUGUCAGCCAUCUAUAAUGAAAUAGCUGGGAAGAAGAUAUCAAUGAAAGAAACAAAAGAACUAACGAUCCCUACAAAAUCAAGUAAACAAAAUGUAGCCAGUGAAAAACAAAGACGACUUCUGUAUAACUUAGAAAUGGAACAGAUGGCCAAGACAGCUAAAGCCCUGAUGGAGGCCGUGAGCCAUGUCCAGGCACCUUUCACGAGCGCCACACACUUGGAGCACGUGAGGCCCAUGUUUAAGUUGGCUUGGACACCCUUUCUGGCUGCAUUCAGUGUGGGAUUGCAAGACUGUGAUGAUACUGACGUCGCCUCUCUCUGCUUGGAAGGGAUAAGAUGUGCAAUCAGAAUAGCGUGCAUUUUCAGCAUUCAGCUGGAAAGAGAUGCAUAUGUCCAGGCACUAGCAAGAUUCACACUACUUACAGUGAGUUCUGGUAUUACUGAAAUGAAACAGAAGAAUAUCGACACAAUAAAAACACUUAUCACAGUGGCUCAUACAGAUGGAAAUUAUUUAGGAAAUUCAUGGCAUGAGAUUCUGAAGUGCAUCAGUCAGUUGGAACUGGCACAACUUAUAGGAACUGGAGUGAAACCUCGAUACAUUUCAGGAACAGUGAGAGGCAGAGAGGGAUCUCUUACUGGAACAAAAGAUCAGACCCCUGAUGAAUUUGUCGGUCUAGGAUUAGUUGGAGGCAAUGUGGACUGGAAGCAGAUAGCAAGUAUUCAGGAAUCCAUUGGAGAAACCAGUUCUCAAAGUGUUGUUGUUGCUGUAGAUAGAAUAUUCACAGGAUCUACAAGACUAGAUGGAAAUGCUAUUGUGGAUUUUGUCCGUUGGCUGUGUGCUGUGUCUAUGGAUGAAUUACUUUCCACUACACACCCAAGGAUGUUCAGUCUACAAAAAAUAGUAGAAAUAUCAUAUUACAACAUGGGAAGAAUAAGAUUGCAGUGGUCUCGGAUUUGGGAAGUUAUCGGAGAUCAUUUUAAUAAGGUUGGCUGUAAUCCUAAUGAAGAUGUAGCUAUUUUUGCAGUCGACUCCUUGAGGCAAUUGUCAAUGAAGUUUUUAGAGAAAGGGGAGCUUGCAAAUUUCAGAUUCCAGAAGGAUUUCCUAAGACCUUUUGAACAUAUAAUGAAACGAAACAGGUCUCCGACAAUUCGAGAUAUGGUUGUACGGUGUAUAGCACAGAUGGUUAAUUCUCAAGCUGCUAACAUUCGGUCUGGAUGGAAGAAUAUUUUCUCUGUAUUUCACCUAGCUGCAUCCGAUCAAGAUGAAAGUAUAGUGGAACUUGCAUUUCAAACAACAGGGCACAUUGUCACCCUUGUAUUUGAAAAACACUUUCCAGCAACCAUUGAUUCUUUCCAGGAUGCAGUGAAGUGUUUGUCUGAAUUUGCAUGCAAUGCAGCUUUCCCAGACACAAGUAUGGAAGCAAUCCGACUUAUUCGCCAUUGUGCAAAAUAUGUGUCUGAAAGACCUCAGGCUUUCAAGGAGUACACCAGUGACGACAUGAACGUGGCACCCGAGGACCGGGUGUGGGUGCGAGGAUGGUUCCCCAUCCUCUUUGAGCUGUCCUGUAUCAUCAAUAGAUGCAAAUUAGAUGUAAGAACCAGGGGCUUAACUGUAAUGUUCGAAAUAAUGAAAACAUAUGGCCACACUUACGAAAAACACUGGUGGCAGGAUUUAUUUAGAAUUGUUUUCAGAAUUUUUGACAAUAUGAAAUUGCCAGAACAACAGACAGAGAAAGCUGAAUGGAUGACAACAACUUGCAACCAUGCACUGUAUGCAAUCUGUGAUGUAUUCACCCAGUAUUUAGAAGUACUCAGUGAUGUGCUGUUGGAUGAUAUUUUUGCUCAGCUAUACUGGUGUGUGCAGCAAGAUAAUGAGCAGUUAGCACGAUCUGGUACAAACUGCUUAGAGAAUGUUGUUAUUCUGAAUGGUGAAAAAUUUACUCUAGAAAUCUGGGAUAAAACUUGUAACUGUACACUGGAUAUCUUCAAAACCACAAUCCCACAUGCGCUCCUGACCUGGCGUCCGACCUCUGGAGACACUGCACUGCCCCCGCCAUCGCCUGUGAGUGAAAAACAGUUGGAUACCAUAUCACAGAAAUCUGUAGAUAUACAUGAUUCUAUUCAGCCAAGAUCUAUGGAUAAUAGACAGCAAGCACCAUUGGUUUCUGUCUCUACUGUCAAUGAAGAAGUUAACAAAAUCAAAUCUUCAGCAAAAUUUCCAGAACAAAAAUUGUUUGCUGCCCUGUUGAUUAAAUGUGUUGUGCAGCUGGAACUCAUCCAGACCAUUGACAACAUCGUGUUCUUCCCAGCCACAAGUAAGAAGGAAGAUGCAGAAAACUUAGCUGCAGCGCAGAGAGAUGCAGUGGACUUCGAUGUACGAGUUGAUACUCAAGACCAAGGAAUGUACCGCUUUUUGACAUCACAACAACUUUUUAAGCUUCUCGACUGCUUAUUAGAGUCACAUCGAUUUGCAAAGGCAUUUAACUCUAACAAUGAACAGAGGACCGCCCUGUGGAAGGCAGGCUUCAAAGGCAAGUCCAAGCCGAACCUUCUGAAGCAGGAGACCAGCAGCCUUGCCUGCGGGCUGCGCAUUCUCUUCCGGAUGUACAUGGAUGAAAGCCGGGCCAGCGCCUGGGAUGAGGUCCAGCAAAGGCUCUUAAACGUGUGCAGCGAGGCGCUGAGUUACUUCCUCACCCUCACCUCGGAGAGCCACCGCGAGGCCUGGACCAACCUGCUGCUGCUGUUCCUCACCAAGGUGCUCAAGAUCCGAGACGACCGCUUCAAAGCGCACGCGUCCGCCUACUACCCGCUGCUGUGCGAGGUGGUGCAGUUCGACCUGAUCCCCGAGCUGCGCGCCGUGCUCCGGAGGUUCUUCCUGCGCAUCGGCGUCGUGUUCCAGAUAUCAACGCCGCCGCCGGAGCGGGAGCCCGGCCAAGGCGCCCCGUGAGGGGCGCGCCCCGACCCUGCCGCCCUCGGGGAGGACCCUGGACGGCGGCCCCUCCCACUCCGCGUCCGAGCUGCCGGAACUCCCCCUGGGAACGCGCGCCCGGCCCCUCCAGCCGGCAUCGAGCGGGUUCUGCCGCGCGGCCCCGCCUGUUCUUGGCGGGCGUGGAAGCGAACGUCACCCAAAGAACUACAGAUGUAAAGUUUGAACUUCCGCGAGAAGUACAACUCAGGAGAGCUGUAUUUUGAAGGAUAAAAUGUUUAUAACUGGGGGGUGGGGGAGAAAAGUGAUCGUCCAUGGGAAGCUACUUAGCAGCGACGGUAUUCUUCUUCUAAAGGUUUUGCACACUCAGGUGACCUGAGAUACUGGUAAUCAUCCUCCUGUGAAAAAUGUACAGAGCUGCAGGUCUGUAAUAUAAAAACAAAUCUUACACAUAGAGUUCCUCCUGCACUGUCUUAUUUUAUUUCUUUAUUUUCUUAUCUACUUGCUAAAUGCCCAUAUUUUACCAGAUGCACUAACCCCUCGGGUGGAGCUUCUGUCUGUGUUUUCUGGGGCCUCCCUCUUGGCUUUGCCCUGGGUGGGGUGGGGGAUGGGAGGCGCUCAGAGCGGCUGUCAGGAUGGGGAACGGGAGUGGGGACGCCAUGAGGACCGCGUGGACGGUGUCCCUGCCGACAAUAACUACCUGUAACACGCUUCUCUUAGGGCUUCUCCAGAUGAGCCAUUCAAAUAGGGUGAUCCUUUGUGGACUGAAACUUGAAUCACUGCAAAAUGACUCUUGCUGUCACUUUUCUUCUUUCGGGUGGCGGGGCUCGCUCGAUGUAGAUUUGCUCUAUGUACAGAAUUUAAUGUGGAAUAUAUUAAAAUAAGAAAUCUGGCAUGGUUUGGGGAGGUUAGGUUUCCUGGAAAUGUAUUCAUACUGUGAAUUGUGCUCUAAUGGUUAAAAAAAGACAAGAUUGUCCAGCAUUCCGUGUUAACAGUGGAUGUAGAAAUUUUUUUCAGAUGGAUAAAAUGUAUAUGGUACAGAUGUAAAGUUUUCUAUGUAAAAAAUUCUGUACAACUUUCUGUACAAUAUUGAUUCUCAUCUGGCAUAUUCAAAUCAGGUUAUAGGUCAAUAAAAUUUUUGAAUAAUUUCA
Molecule: messenger RNA, 7031 nt
Organism: Perognathus longimembris pacificus (Pacific pocket mouse)
Lineage: Eukaryota; Metazoa; Chordata; Mammalia; Rodentia; Heteromyidae
Gene: Arfgef1
Product: ADP ribosylation factor guanine nucleotide exchange factor 1
Exons: 39
Coding region: 349-5901 (1850 amino acids)
Biological process (GO): regulation of ARF protein signal transduction
Molecular function (GO): guanyl-nucleotide exchange factor activity
Source: RefSeq, a predicted model, not a curated record